This is a messenger RNA of Aquila chrysaetos chrysaetos, 4101 nucleotides long. RefSeq names its product transcription factor AP-2 beta (gene TFAP2B). Gene Ontology annotation, biological process: regulation of cell population proliferation; anatomical structure development; regulation of transcription by RNA polymerase II. The coding region runs from base 329 to 1738 and encodes 469 amino acids. Gene Ontology annotation, cellular component: nucleus. NCBI's taxonomy places the organism in Eukaryota, Metazoa, Chordata, Aves, Accipitriformes, Accipitridae. Gene Ontology annotation, molecular function: DNA-binding transcription factor activity, RNA polymerase II-specific; RNA polymerase II transcription regulatory region sequence-specific DNA binding. The transcript has 9 exons. The record is from RefSeq and is a predicted model, not a curated record.
ACCGAGGGCUACCCGGGAAAAGCACAAAUGCAACUCUGUUUUUAAUCGUUUUCAGAAAGUAGCUAAUCGCUAUUUAAAUGUGUGCAGAGAAGGGUUUGCUAAACUCUUUCUUUUUCUUUCCUUUCUUUUUUUCAGAGAAAGUGUUUCCAAGUUAUAAAAUAUACAGUCCAAGUCUGAAGUACUUCUGCAGCCUAUUGUUUCAGACAACAGAUAUAAGUUGCGAUGGAAGAGGAACGUCGGAUUUGGUGUCUGUCCCCCAUUUCCAAUUAUAGAUGGAUCAUUACAGACAGAGAAGUACUGAGAAUCCAGACAUCUGCUCUUCACAUGAAUGCACUCACCUCCUAGAGAACAGCCUGCCAUCAUGCUCUGGAAACUGGUUGAAAAUGUCAAGUAUGAAGAUAUCUAUGAGAUGUUAGUCCACACCUAUUCCGCCAUGGACCGGCAUGAUGGAGUGCCCAGCCACAGUUCCAGGCUGUCCCAGCUGGGAUCCGUCUCGCAGGGACCCUACUCCAGCGCUCCUCCGCUCUCUCACACCCCAUCCUCGGAUUUCCAGCCGCCUUAUUUCCCACCCCCCUACCAGCCUCUUCCUUACCACCAAAGCCAGGACCCUUACUCCCAUGUCAAUGACCCCUACUCCCUAAACCCCUUGCAUCAACCCCAGCAGCACCCCUGGGGACAGAGGCAGAGGCAAGAGGUGGGAUCAGAAACGGGGUCACUGCUGCCACAGCCUCGGGCCGCCCUGCCCCAGCUCUCGGGACUGGACCCCAGGCGGGACUACCACUCUGUAAGGAGGCCAGACGUCCUCCUGCACUCAGCUCACCAUGGCCUUGACUCCGGCAUGGGGGACAGCCUUUCUCUGCAUGGCAUCGGACACCCAGGGAUGGAGGAGGUCCAGUCAGUUGAAGAUGCCAAUAACAGCGGUAUGAACUUAUUGGACCAGUCUGUCAUUAAAAAAGUUCCGGUUCCUCCAAAAUCUGUUACUUCUUUGAUGAUGAAUAAAGAUGGCUUCCUGGGUGGAAUUUCAGUCAAUACCGGAGAGGUGUUUUGCUCUGUACCUGGCCGCUUGUCUUUGCUUAGUUCAACUUCAAAGUAUAAAGUAACUGUGGGAGAAGUUCAGAGACGCCUUUCUCCUCCAGAGUGUCUGAAUGCAUCCCUCCUAGGAGGAGUACUUAGAAGAGCCAAAUCGAAAAACGGGGGGAGAUCUUUGCGAGAAAGGCUAGAAAAAAUCGGUUUGAAUUUACCAGCCGGCAGGCGUAAGGCCGCAAAUGUCACUUUACUCACCUCCCUGGUGGAAGGUGAGGCCGUUCAUUUAGCUCGGGAUUUUGGGUACAUCUGCGAAACGGAGUUCCCAGCCAAAGCUGUUUCUGAGUACCUGAACAGACAGCACACGGACCCCAGCGACCUCCACUCCAGGAAAAACAUGCUGCUUGCUACAAAGCAACUUUGUAAAGAAUUUACAGAUCUCUUGGCCCAGGACAGGACACCCAUUGGAAACAGCCGGCCCACCCCUAUUUUGGAACCGGGCAUUCAGAGCUGCUUGACUCACUUCAGCCUCAUCACUCACGGCUUUGGGGCCCCCGCUAUCUGCGCUGCCCUCACGGCCCUUCAAAACUACCUGACUGAAGCUCUCAAAGGCAUGGACAAGAUGUUCUUGAACAACAACACUGCUAACAGGCACACAUCUGGCGAAGGACCAGGUAGUAAAACUGGAGACAAGGAAGAGAAACACAGAAAAUGAGAGAGAGAGAGAGGAAAAAAAAAAUAAAAAGAAAGAAAGGAAGGAAAAGAAAAAAGUUAAAUAAAUAAAAGGAGAAAAGAAAGAGAGAGAGAUAAUCUUUUAAAACAAAACCGUCUUAAUUUUAGCUUUAAAAAUAUUGGAUUGGGCUUUGGAAGAAUUCUAUUAGGUAGGACAAAAUAAUAAUAAUAAAAUAAUAAUAAUAAUAAAAGAAAGACAAUAAUUUAAGAUCAGAGGAGCACAAUGGCGCAAGACCAGUGGUUCAGAGUCUCUUGCCAGGAACAUGUGAAGACAACCACCAGGAUUUUUUUCCCACUUCUGUUCUUUCACAUUUUUUAAAUAAUGAUUUGGGGGGGAGGGGAAUAUAAUAAUAAUUAAUAAUAAUAAUAAAAGAAAGAAAUGAAUAACUUAUUGGAAGAAAUCGGAGAAACAUUUUUGGUGUCAGUGCUUUGAUUUCUUGAGCUGCACGGUCUGUCUUGCUAUUAUUUUUGGUUUAUUCUUUUUCUUUUCUUUUUUUUUUUUUUUUUUUUUAACGACGUCCUGUCUCCACCCUAGCUCAAACGAUCUUCCAGAGCGUUCCUUUCUGAGCAGCCCCAUCACUUCAUUCCCCCCAACUCUUCCCAUCUCAUCUCACCUCACCGCCCUGGCUCUGUCUAGACUAGGAAAGGAGGGGAGGCGAGCGCGCAGACCUCUCACAAAGUCACCAACACCAGCCAGUUCGAGCUGCGUUCAUGGCAGCGUCUUAACAUUAGAUGCCAUGAGAUGGGAAGUUUCGAGUCGUCGUAGCUCAGUCGAAUUAGCUAACUCUGUUUUUUAAGAACUUUUUUUGUUUUUCCUGGUCUAGACAGACUCUCUGUUUAGAUUACCAGCGUUUACAGGUGUGUAUGGGCGCGUGUGUGCCUAUGUGUGUGCAUAUGUGUAUGCACACACAUAACCUGAUCGGGGUGCGUGUGUAUCCUAUGUAUGUUUGUAUAUAUAUAUGGGUAUAUCCAUAUAUAUAUAUAAUAUGUGUGUAUAGCCACACAUAUUCAUGCAUGCAAACAUACCUUUGUAAUUAGUACUUGCCUUUGAUGGUAAAAUGCCUUGUCUAUAAUGGGUUGCAAAAUUUGAAAGUAAGGUCUGGUAAAAUGUCAGCUGAUUUCUUAAUUUUCUGAGACCUCCUCUUUUUCUCUAGGGAGUUUUAUAUUCCUAACUAUGCCAAUGUUUCAGUCCUUAAUUUCCUUGAGUAGUGUGUGUGAGAGAUACCUUCCCCCAUUUUUAAAGAACUGUUAACAGCAACAAAAAAUGAGUGAUAUGAGUAUGUAAUUCUUUCUCAGGAGUAUGCACUAUUUUAUUUUCUUCUGUUUCCUAAAGCUUUGCCCGCUUGGCUUAUGAGCUUCUUCAAAGAGGACUAGAGAUCCCUACACAAUAUAUCAGGUACAGAGAAAAAAAAUCCACAAUUCUGAUAUUCUGAUACUUUUCUUUUUUUUUUUUUUGCUUUUUCAAAUCAAAGCCAGUUGUUUCCGAAUUCUGUAGGUGCACUUCUUUAAAGAAGCUCAAAGGGAAUAAUUUGAACGAGAUAAAAAAAUAUAAGUUGAAAUCGAGGUGUAAUAUCGCAAAGAAAAUAAGAGCUGUGUUGAAUGUUACCGCACUUGCUUGGCACUAGGGUUUUGUACCCAGGGAGGAAAGGGUUGCCAUGUGAGCUGGCUCCUCGUGAUGGGAGUGGGGAGGGCUUGCCAGGGAAUAUCCUGAUCUCUGAGCUCAGUCUAAGGAAAUCUGUUUCUCUGAGAAAGCUUUUAAAAAAAUGUCUUGUGACUCUUGCUUUAGAACAAGUCAGUGUGGUAGGGGGAAAAAACUUCUUAACGCCAAUGUUUUUCUCGGUGGUUUUGGUGUGUGACAGGAUGUCUUAUGCAUAUGAUUUGGGGGGGUGGAGGGCAAGUCUGUUUUUUUUCUUUUUUUUUUUUUUUAACAUACAUUUCUUUGUCUUCUGUGGUAAAAAUAAUGCUGAAGUGUAAGGAUAUGAAUUUCUGUUUGGAUUCUGCCGUAUUGGGUAAUUGCAUGUGUUUCUCAGUGGGGUAGGGUUCGUGCACUAACACAUCUUUUUGCUUAUGUCAGAACAGUUACUGGGUGUGGGUAAAUCUCCUGGAGUCGCUGGCAAAACUCCAGUGGGGUCAGGCCUCCCCCCAGGAUCCCUGUUAAAGCUGCAGGACUCAAUCCCACCAACCCAAGCAGGCACACCUGAACUCAAAACAAGGGAGAGAGAGAGAAACAAAAGAGAAGCCUUAGCCUUGUUUUAGUUUCUAGAUACUUUGCAAAGUUGGAUGGUGGGGGAGAAAGAAUUCAGCAAUACUCUCAACAUCCCCCAACAACAUUUUCCUAAAACAAAA